CUUUUUCUUUCAAAUCCUUUUGUUUGUACUUGAUUAAUCCCAAAAGCCCAAACCCUAAUAAUCGAUUCGGACCUUGACUAAAGCCAUCAUCUCUCUUCCUCCUUGUUUUGCUACCUAGACGGAUUCGAAUGAAGGUCUCUCGGUAGUCUUAGAAUCUCGUAAGGUAUCUUUGCUUCUAUCAUCGUUCAAAUUCUUCCUACAGAUUUUUCACCAGUAAUGCAGCCUCCUUUACCAGUGCCGCAAGGAGCCUUGUCGAGUUCCGCUAGCUUUUCUUUUUCUCCAAAUCCUCAGUCGGUUCAGAAUGCUCAAAACCAUCUAUCUAAAUCUGAUACACUAACCACUGGUACACAAACUGCUUCUGUAUCAUCUGCAUUAACUGUUUCUCAACCUGACCCAUUGCCAGUCCAUAACUCUUCAGAUUUUACAAUGAAUGCAUCUACCACUCCCAAUUUUCCCCCUGUAACUUCAUGGAUGUCCACCACUCUAUCAUUCCCCAUGUCUAGUGGAUCUUCAGGGGCACCAGCACACCCUGGGUUAGUACCAUCUGCUCAGAUGAUUACUGAUUCUGCUGCUACAGAUUCUCCCUCUUCUGCAGUUCCUGGACCCAAUGCCCCCUUUUCAUUAAAUCCAGCUGCUCAGCAACAAGCAUACCCUGCCUAUACAUCCUUACCUCCGAUGGUUUCUUCUCCUCAGGGAUUUUGGAUGCAACAUCCUCCAAUGGGUGCCUUUCCCAGGCUUCCGUUCAUGCCUUGCCCUACUUUUUAUCCUGGACCCUUUCCUUCAACUUCAAGUGGUAUGCCUCUUCCUGCACCAUCAUCUGAUUCUCAACCUCCUGGUGUUAGACCUUUGGGAAUGAGUCUGUUUGCACCAUCUACAAUUGCUCCUGCUAACCAGUCAUUGGCAAUCCAGAAAGGAUUACUUCAAGGAAUUGAUAAUAGGAAACUUGUCCAUGACGUUGGCACCAAAGCUGAAACUGCUGUCAAUGAACAAUCUGAUGUCUGGACUGCCCACAAGACUGACACGGGGGUUGUUUAUUACUAUAAUGCAUUAACAGGAGUAUCGACUUAUGAAAAACCUGCGGGAUUUAAAGGGGAGCCUGAUCAAGUUACUGUGCAGCCAACUCCAGUUUCUGUCGAGCAAAUGGCAGGAACAGAUUGGUCACUAGUUACCACAAAUGAUGGCAAAAAAUAUUACUACAACAGCAAAACCAAGAUUAGUAGCUGGCAGAUCCCUAGUGAAGUAACAGAGUUGAGAAAGAAACAAGAUAGUGAAGUAUCAAAGGAGCUUGCACCAUCAAUACCAACUACUGAUGUAGUGGCAGAAAAAGGAUCUACUCCAAUGAGUUUGAGUGCUCCUGCUGUUAACACGGGUGGCCGUGAUGCCAUUCCUUUAAGAACCUCAGUGGUGCCUGGUUCCUCAUCUGCACUGGAUUUAAUUAAGAAGAAGUUGCAAGACUCUGGAGUUCCUUCUUCCUCAACUGUUCCGGUUACGUCAGUAUCAGCGGCACAUGAAUUAAAUGGUUCAAAAGCAGUUGAUGUCAAGGGCUUGCAGAGCGAGAACAACAAAGAUAAGCUAAAAGAUGUCAAUGGCGAUGGUAACAUAUCUGAUUCCUCUUCAGAUUCUGAGGGUGUAGACACUGGGCCUUCUAAGGAAGAGUGUAUUAUGCAAUUUAAGGAAAUGCUCAAAGAACGGGGAGUUGCACCAUUCUCAAAAUGGGAAAAGGAACUUCCAAAGAUUGUGUUUGAUCCACGUUUUAAGGCUAUUCCAACUCAUUCUGCUAGGAGGUCCUUGUUUGAACACUAUGUUAAGACACGUGCCGAGGAGGAACGCAGGGAAAAACGAGCAGCUCAGAAAGCUGCAAUAGAGGGAUUUAAGAAGUUGCUGGAUGAAGCAUCAGAGGAUAUUGACCAUGACACCAAUUAUCAGUCUUUCAAAAGAAAAUGGGGGAGUGAUCCACGGUUUGAGGCUUUAGACCGUAAAGAUCGGGAGGUUCUAUUAAAUGAAAGGGUUAUUCUCUUGAAGAGGGCUGCUGAAGAAAAGGCUCGAGCUAUACGUGCUGUUGCUGCUUCUAGUUUUAAAUCCAUGCUUAAAGAGAAGGGAGAUAUCAUUAUUAAUUCCCGUUGGUCCAGGGUGAAGGAUAGCUUGAGGAAUGAUCCUAGGUAUAAAUCUGUUAAGCAUGAGGAUCGAGAGGUUUUGUUUAACGAGUACAUAUAUGAACUCAAAGCCAUAGAAGAGAAAUCAGAGCGAAAGGAGAAAGUGAGAAAGGAGGAGGAGGAGAAACUAAAGGAAAGAAAGCGGGAGUUGCGGAAAAGGAAAGAGAGAGAAGAACAGGAAAUGGAAAGGGUGCGACUAAAAGUUCGCAGGAAGGAGGCAGUUGCAUCUUUUCAAGCUUUGCUUGUGGAAACAAUUAAAGAUCCCCAGGCAUCUUGGACUGAAUCAAAACCUAAGUUGGAAAAGGAUCCUCAGGGACGUGCAGUGAACCCUGAUUUGGAUUCAUCCGAUAUGGAGAAGCUCUUCCGUGAACACAUAAAGAUGCUUUUCGAGAGAUGUUCGAACGACUUCAGAGCUCUAUUAGCCGAAGUCAUAACUCAAGAUGCAGCUGCUCAAGAGACAGAAGGUGGUAAAACAGUCUUGAAUUCAUGGUCAACAGCCAAACAUCAUCUGAAGCCGGAUCCGAGAUAUAACAAAAUGCCGAGAAAAGAGAGGGAAACACUAUGGCGCCGAUGCACCGAGGAUUUGUUGAGGAAGCAAAAAUCGGCGAUGAAUCAAGAGGGAGAGAAACACACUGAUGCUAAAAGCAGAAGCUCUGCCGGUGAUUUUGGAAGAUCUUCAUCAAGUACAAGGAAAAAUCAAGAACGUAGAAAUAGCUUUUCUUGGGAAACUAGGCAUUUGUAGAAUUUACUGAUUUUCAAUACUCCCUUAGUCUCGGAUUUAUUGUCACAUGUUGACUUUUUACAUAAUAUUAGGAGGAAAAGUUUUUAUGA
Messenger RNA from Hibiscus syriacus, 2984 nucleotides. RefSeq names its product pre-mRNA-processing protein 40C-like. The record is from RefSeq and is a predicted model, not a curated record. The transcript has 15 exons. Gene Ontology annotation, molecular function: RNA polymerase binding; transcription coregulator activity. Lineage: Eukaryota; Viridiplantae; Streptophyta; Magnoliopsida; Malvales; Malvaceae. Bases 217 to 2895 code for a protein of 892 amino acids. Gene Ontology annotation, cellular component: nucleus.